CGCCAGGUGGCUGGCUAGAGGGUGACCGCGCGGCCAGGAGGUGGGCUGCGUUGGGUCCAGCGCCGCGCCGGAGCCCAGAGCCCGCCCCGCCCGAGGGACUCCACCCAGGGGUCGGAGGAGGUCGUCAGUCCUGGCUUGUCUUCCAGACCCGGACGACCGAGGCUCCUGAACGACGAGGAACCGCCCAACAUGGCAUCGGAGGAUACACUUGGUACCUGCUUCAGAGAGUUUCCGUCCGCGCAUGCCAAGCAAUUAAAGUUAUGCCUGGAACACAGUGAGAAUGCACUACAUGUUAGCCAGGAUUCUUAUCGUUAGCGCUGGAAUAUCAGCUGGAUUCAGACUCUGGACUCCAGAGUGACUUCUCCCCUUGGUCAGUGACAAAAGGUCCCAGAAACUCUGCUGUGGUCUCAGGGUGUCUUGUACCCUGCCAUCAUUUCCUUAGCGAAGUGUCACAUGGUAGGAAAGAACCCUAAGUUCAGUGUCCAGCCACAUUCACACACUGACUCCCUGAGUGACUUCAGGCAAGUUCCCGAUCCUCUCUGAGCCUCAGUUUCCUUGUAUGUCCAGCGAGAAUAACCCUGCCUGCUGGUUCCCACUGCCAUCAGACUUCAUAACUCUCCUGCAGGCCCUUUGUGAGAGUCACUGUCCUCAAGGGUGGGGAGGACACUAACUGCUCCUGCUCUCCUGGCCAGAGCGGGAAGCUAUGGGGUGGCCGGUUUGUGGGAGCAGUGGACCCCAUCAUGGAGAAGUUCAACUCAUCUAUUGCCUAUGACCGGCACCUGUGGGAGGUGGAUGUGCAGGGCAGCAAGGCCUACAGCCGGGGCCUGGAAAAGGCGGGGCUCCUCACCAAGGCUGAGAUGGACCAGAUACUCCAUGGACUUGACAAGGUGGCUGAGGAGUGGGCUCAGGGCACCUUCAAACUCAGCCCCAAUGAUGAAGAUAUUCACACGGCCAAUGAGCGGCGUCUGAAGGAGCUCAUCGGUGAGACUGCAGGGAAGCUGCACACAGGACGAAGUCGGAAUGACCAGGUGGUCACAGACCUCAGGCUGUGGAUGCGACAGAACUGCUCUAAACUUUCCGCCCUCCUCUGGGAGCUCAUCAGAACUAUGGUGGAUCGGGCAGAGGCGGAACGUGACGUCCUCUUCCCGGGGUAUACACACCUGCAGAGGGCUCAGCCCAUUCGCUGGAGCCAUUGGAUCCUGAGCCAUGCCGUGGCACUGACCAGAGACUCUGAGAGGCUGUUGGAGGUACAGAAGCGAGUCAACGUCCUGCCCCUGGGGAGUGGGGCCAUUGCAGGCAACCCUCUGGGUGUGGACCGUGAGCUGCUCCAAGCAGAACUGAACUUUGGGGCCAUCACUCUCAACAGCAUGGAUGCCACCAGUGAGCGAGACUUUGUGGCUGAGUUCCUGUUCUGGGCUUCACUGUGCAUGACCCACCUCAGCAGGAUGGCUGAGGAUCUCAUCCUCUAUGGCACCAAGGAAUUCAGCUUUGUGCAGCUCUCAGAUGCCUAUAGCACCGGAAGCAGCCUGAUGCCCCAGAAGAAAAACCCAGACAGCUUGGAGCUGAUCCGGAGCAAGGCGGGGCGCGUGUUUGGGCGGUGUGCUGGGCUCCUGAUGACACUCAAGGGACUUCCAAGCACCUACAACAAGGACCUACAGGAGGACAAGGAAGCCGUAUUUGAAGUGUCAGACACCAUGAGUGCCGUCCUCCAAGUGGCCACUGGCGUCAUUUCUACACUGCAGAUUCACCGUGAGAACAUGGCACGGGCUCUUAGUCCUGACAUGCUGGCCACUGACCUCGCCUACUAUCUGGUCCGCAAAGGGAUGCCAUUCCGCCAGGCCCACGAGGCCUCUGGGAAAGCUGUGUUCAUGGCAGAGACCAAGGGGGUGGCCCUCAACCAGCUGUCGCUGAAGGAGCUGCAGACCAUCAGGCGAUGUGAGCCACGUGUGGGACUACGGCCACAGUGUGGAACAGUAUGCUGCCCUGGGUGGCACGGCACGUGCCAGUGUCGACUGGCAGAUCGGCCAGGUGCGAGCACUGCUGCGGGCCCAGCAGGCCUAGAGCCCUCCCCACCCUGCUCCCAAAUAAAGUGGGCCCAAGAGGAGACUGCUGCUCGUGUCCUGCCUAGCCUGUCUCCCUCAGCAGCGGGCUUCCAGGGGUCUGCUGAGCGAGUAGCAGGGGCCAUCAAGAUAGUGGAGAAAAUAGGCAGGGAUGACAGAGUCACGGGUGGGGAAGGAGGAGAGGGGAUUGUCCUCAUUAGAGCCCCUACCCUGCUUGGGCCCCACACCCUUCACCGCAGGGCAACACAGUGACCUCCCGUCUAGGGUGUCUUGGGAGGUUUGGCCUCCUUGGAACCUUGGUGGCACCUGAUGGGCUUGGUUAACUCAGUCCUUGUUCAUUAUCCUUCCUUCCAGUGUCCCCCAGGCUCCCCUGCUCACAUUCUCCCCGUGCUCACCGACCCUUUCCUGAACAAUCAGGCAUGAUUACAGGGUGUCCUGUGUUCUCGUGGGGGGAAUGAUGUAUUUGGUGGUAAAAUCAGUCAUCCAGGUAGCGUGUGAUGCCACGCACUAGGUGAGCUUCAUACACAGGUGAAGAUGUCUCCUUCACCCUAGAGAGUAAUGUACAGAUAAACUCCCAGCACUGACCAUGAGGUGAGGGCCACAGAUAGGAGGAGCCUGCCCUGUGUUGCAGUCAAAGAUUUACAUUUGGUCUGCAAAGGGCCUGAGGCCAGGCCUGGCACACAGUAGAUGUUCAAUAGCAGUGAGUCCCCAGAGCCGGCAGAGAUCUGACCAAAAUCCUGGUAAGAAAUAUCUAAAAUUUAUGUUUUAUUAAGAACAAAGCUAAACUGAAGGAAGAAUGAAUAAGCCCUCCCACGUGUUUCCACGAGCAAUGGAAACACGGUAAACUAAAGAACCAAAACUCCAGCAGUGGGGACACAACACCAAAUUCCAAAAAAGGCCAAAGCCAUGGGUCACAGAAUGUUCUAGAAUAGUGGCUCUGGAAGUGUGGUUUCUCCUCCCCACCUCCGCAUCAUCUGGGGAUUUGUUUAAAAAUGCAGACUUUCAGGGGUGCC
Molecule: messenger RNA, 3073 nt
Organism: Prionailurus viverrinus (fishing cat)
Lineage: Eukaryota; Metazoa; Chordata; Mammalia; Carnivora; Felidae
Gene: ASL
Product: argininosuccinate lyase
Exons: 17
Coding region: 741-2312 (523 amino acids)
Cellular component (GO): cytosol
Molecular function (GO): argininosuccinate lyase activity
Source: RefSeq, a predicted model, not a curated record